UUUUUCUCAUCGUCGCUCAGAAUCCCCUGCACAAAUGUCGGCAGUCAAGGCGACUCCAAAGACCAUCGCCCAGCUUCAGUCGGACAUUGAGCGAGUGCGCCUCGCUGGCCAUUGGACGGCCAUUCCCGAGCUGGUCGAGCGCCACGAGCGAACGCUUCCAAACGAUGUUGAGCCGCGCGAACUGCUCAUCGGCGAGCGAUUCUUGGUGCAACACCGCCAGGCCUUCUUCCAGAAUCUGCUGGCCGCGCACGGCUCUGUGGUGAGCUGGGCAACGUCUGGACUCACUCCCGGCAUGCAACUCACAACCGCUGGAAGUGGUGCCGACGCGGCUGCGGCUGCCACGCCGAAGGCAUCGGUGCUCAGCUCGUCCUACUCUCCGCUGCGUGCCAGCCUCGCCGAGGCAAUUCCGCAUCUGGAACGCGCCGCGUCGCAGCAACGGAAGGAAGAUAGCUCAGUUAUGGUAGAGGCGCAACUUGUGCUUGCCCAGGUGUAUUACAGCCUUGGCGAUUCGACGAGCUGUGAGCGCGUCUUUGGUCGGUUGGACUUGGAAGAGAUUUUCAGCGAUCUGGAUGCACUCAACCGGAGAACCGCCAUGCUGGGUGCCGAAGCACUCGUUUGUCGAGGUCUCGUGAAAGAGCGCCUUGCCAGCGCCGGCACUGCGUCGCCCGCAGAAGCGGCAGAAUUGCAGCGCGAGGCGCUCAAGUACUUUAAUCGCGCCGUGCUGAUUGCCACCAAAAAGUUCCCCGCAUCGCCAGGCAACAUUGGAUUUGAGGGUGUCAUGACCACCGCGCUCUUCCGCGUCCCGGCACUCUAUCUCGAGGCGGACAACGUCUCCAAGUGCAUCGAGACGCUGCGUCGCAUCAUUCGGUUACCCUUGGUCUCGCAGACGUCCACGCGCCAGCUGGCCAUGCGCCGGUUGUCGGACGUGCUGCUCUACACGACCUGUGAAACAACCUACACGCGGGCUCAAACGCUGGCCACUAACGCUAGCCUCGCCCCGGCAACAACCGGCAAGGGCCACUCGCGGUCGCUGUCGACCGGCAACCGAUCCAUCUCGCAAGACUCCACUGCUGUUCCCGGAGACGAAGUGGAGGAUGCCCUGUUGCUGCUACUGCUAGAAGAAGUCGCCUUGCAGCAAGCCAUCGAGGUGGCCAGCGCGACCGCCGCCGCCGCUGCCGAAGCCGAGGACGCGAGAAAAAAGGCCGAAGCCGCCGCAGCUGCAUUGGCUGCCAGCAACCAAGCCAUUGCCGCCGCGUCGGAUGCCAACGGUGGCAGCAGCAACCGCAGCAGCUCGAGUCAGACUGCUCCCGCGACGCCAAACUCAAAGGACGCCAAAGGCAAAGGCAAGCAGUCGACAAAGGCCAACCGCAAGUCGGCAUCCGUAGCUCCAGAGCAACUCCCAAUGCAGCCCCUCGGCACACAGCCUCCAUCUGCCACCUCGUCGGCGAUUGGAGCUCCAUCGUCCGAGGCUCCUGCCAGCUCUUCUGCAACGGUGCCCCAAGCGUCAGAAUCCACCACGGCCACCACGGAUGCAUCAUCGGCGGCUGGCGUUGCUGCAGCCUCGGCCACUGGCGCAACAUCCUCGUCCACGACAGAAUUUCCGCUCGAAAACAGGGGCUCGUCUCUGGAAUCGAUUCCCAUGCUCACAGUCACUGCAACGAACGGCGAGACAGACAUGGCUCACCAGCCAACUCUGCUCGAGGUCGCCGAGGUGAAGGCCGGCGACGCUACCACAGUCUCGACCACGGGACCUGUCGACCACCACCAGCACGUGUCGGUGGUUGCACACCAGCUCGAGCCUCCAAAGCAUACGGCGUUGACGCGGUUGGACCAUCCAAUGCUCCCCAAGCUGUACGAGGCCAUUGUUUCGGUCUACGACCGCAUUGCCAUCUUGUGUUCGCGUCGAAAGCUGUUUGGCGUCCUGGUGGGCAUCUACGAGCGCUCGCUCAAGUUCUCCUACCGCAAUUCGCACCUGUGGUUGCAGUUUGCACUUGUCUUGUUAUCUGCCGGCCACUACCGACGGGCUUCUCACGUGCUCUGUGAGGCCUGCCAGCUCCAUCCGGGCGCCGAUGCCUCGCACAUGCACCGUACCCCCGCUGAUGUGGUUCCGCUGUUGCUGGGCGCAUCGGUGUGCUUUAACAGUCUGGACGACACCACGACAGCGCUGGAAUUUGCCUUUGCCGCCUCCUCCGUUGUCACUCGCAAACAACAGCCGCUGGAUGUCAAGACCUACCAAGUGAUUGGUCUGUCGUACCGUGCCAAAGCCAGUCACGCUCGUUUUGCUGCAGACAGGAAGGGGUUUCAAACUGCAGCACUGCAAGCCUUGCACAAGGCGCAUUUGCUCGACAAAGGCGAUGCGAACAUUGCACGGCAUUUGGCUCUCGCCUACGCAGACAUUCGCGAGAUGCCGCUUGCCAUUCGUUACUGCCAACUGGCCAUCCAGCUCAAUCCGGGCGAUCACGACGCGCUGCAUCUCAUGGCGCUGAUUCUGUCGUCGCAGCGCGAGUACGGCAAGGCCAUUCAGAUCUGCGACGCAGUGCUCGCCACCCAGCCCGCUGCCUUUGCCGUGUUGUUAACAAAGGCCUCGCUCCAGCUGGAGCACUUGGGCGCCCUUGUCGCCCUCGACACGUACGCGCACAUGCUCAAGCAAUGGCGCGAUCUUUACCUGACUUUGGUGACGAGCGGGACCAGCGGCGCACUGCCCCGAUCUUCUUCACGACUGCUCCACAAGCUCGUGGCGGAUGGUCGCUCCACUGUGCACAAGCUUGGUGGCCUGUCUGCCACCGACCAGGACGGCGAGGCGAGCACCGCCCAAGGCGCCGCCUCCAGCAGUGCUGGUGGCAACGAAGCGGCGUCCAGUCGUGCCGGGGACGACGGUAGCACUGUCGGCGGUGCCAACAGUGUCAACACUGCCGCUGCUCUCCACCAAGGCUGGCUCAUCUUGAUCUGGGUGCACAUUGCCAAGACAUUUAUCACUCUGGAAAAGUACGCCGAUGCGGCCGCGUGUCUCAAGGAGGCCAAGUCGCUCUACCCGCUGCUCGAGUCGUAUUAUUUUAUAACUGGUUUGGUUGCCGAAAAGAAGCGCUUGUACGCCGACGCUGCUCUCGAGUUUGAGCGAGCUCUUGCCAUCAAGCCGGAUCAUCUCGAGGCGCUGAUUCACAUGGGCAUUGUUGCUCGCGAGCAGGGUGAUCUCGUGGUCGCGGAAAAGUUCUUGACAGAGGCAACGCUUGUUGACACGAGCUCGCAUGUUGCGUGGCACAACCUUGGCACUGUGUUGCAGCUGCAGCAGCAGCACGAUCGAGCUGUUGAGUGCUUCCUGCUUGCGGUGGAUCUCGAAUCAACCGCGCCGAUCGUUCCGUUCUCCAAUAUUUCGUCCUAUUUGUGAAGCUUCCCCUCCGUUCCCCUCCUCCCUCUCUGUCUUCCUUGAAGAGACGGGGAGGUUUUCAUUGACGGGUUGCCCCGUGUGUUGUGUUGGUGUGCAGCUGUUUAAUAUGCAAUUGAAAACACACAAAAAGAGACACAAAAUUUCUCGCAACUC
Capsaspora owczarzaki ATCC 30864 is the source of this 3538-nucleotide messenger RNA. RefSeq lists its product as hypothetical. NCBI's taxonomy places the organism in Eukaryota, Filasterea, Ministeriida, Capsasporidae. Gene Ontology annotation, molecular function: protein binding. Gene Ontology annotation, cellular component: plasma membrane. Bases 35 to 3385 code for a protein of 1116 amino acids. Gene Ontology annotation, biological process: protein localization to plasma membrane; phosphatidylinositol phosphate biosynthetic process. The record is from RefSeq and is a predicted model, not a curated record. The transcript is spliced from 6 exons.